Molecule: messenger RNA, 7080 nt
Organism: Sarcophilus harrisii (Tasmanian devil)
Lineage: Eukaryota; Metazoa; Chordata; Mammalia; Dasyuromorphia; Dasyuridae
Product: rab11 family-interacting protein 2-like
Exons: 5
Coding region: 1007-1987 (326 amino acids)
Biological process (GO): regulated exocytosis
Cellular component (GO): intracellular membrane-bounded organelle
Molecular function (GO): small GTPase binding
Source: RefSeq, a predicted model, not a curated record
CCCGGGAAGGACCAGCCCCCUGCCUCCGGCCCUUGUCCUCGGGAGGGGACACCCCAGCAUCUCUACCUUCACACGAGGGGUGUCCCCCCGGGAACCUUGCCACCAGGAGAGCGGGAACGGAGGCGGGGUGGGGUCCUCUGCUUGCCCACAGGACGAGUGCUUUGAAAGGGGCCUCGCGUCCCCACAAGAGGAAUGGGGGAUGGGGUCUGCUUCCCCCCAAAGGAUAAGCAGACUCCCCCUGGGGUUGGAUCUCCGUUUCCCUCAAGGGCAGCUCCUAAAGGAGAGUAUCUCUAAGAGGGCACGGGGAGAGGGCUCUCUGCUUCCCCGAGGGAGCCCGUGGGACUCUCCCUUUCCUCACAGAGGGAACAGAGGCUGUGCUUCUAAGGGGGGCCCCUGGGAAAAGGGGGUCUGUUUUUCCAAAAGGGAAAUAUGAGUCUCUCCCUCCCGGUCUCUGCUUUCAUAGAAGGGGAAUCCCUCGAGUGCGUCUGCUUCCCCACAAAGGGAUUCCCUGAGGAGGCUUCUGCUUUUACACAGGGAGACUCUCCUUCAGAUUGCUUCCUCAUGUCUAUUUGCCACAUAGAGAAGGAAGGGCUGAGUGUCUCUUCUCUCUCAUACCAAGGGGGAACCAUGUUCCCAGAGCCUCUGCUUCCAGAAAAGGAAGCUUCCUGGCAAGAAGGAAUCUCUUCCCUUCCACUCCUCUGAACCCAUCCAAACUGACCUUAGCAAAAAGUACCUUUCCCCCUCCUUGCCCCAGACUGGCUUUCCUUUUGAAAGCUGCUGCUCCCAGCACUUCAGAGGGUCCCUCUCUGAAGGGGGAGAAAGUCCUUCUCUCUCCAGUGGUUCUAAGGGGAGCCACUAGUGACUACCUCACCUGGCAGUUAAGGAAAAAGAAUGGUGCCCAACUCAUGUGCAGUUGACAGUCCUUCGGGCUCAGAAUCUACAGGCCAAAGGACGCUCUGGGUUCAGCAAUGCCUUUGUGAUCAUCCGGCUCCAGAAACAGAAAUAUAUGACCUCAGUGGUGCGUCACAACCUGAGCCCUGAGUGGAAAGAGGAUUGCAUUCUUCAGUUGCCUAGUAAACUGGAUUUGGGGGAGGAUCCUAACCUCAUCUUAACAGUCAAGCAUCAUUCACAGUGGUUUGCAGACCAGUUCCUGGGCCAGAUAGCCAUUUCUCUGAAGCAGCUUUUCCAAGACAAAACCAAGAGGAACAAUGAGUGGUUCAUCUUGCAGUCCAAAAACAGGAAGACCAACAAGUACCUUGGGCGUCUACAACUCAGUAUUCAGUUCAUGGAGAUUUCAGGCCAGGACAGGGAACCAGUUUUUCCAAAAAACAGUGGAUCAUGGUCAUCCUUUGGCAAACUCCACAGCAGAUUAAUGAAUAAGAGAAGCAAGAUUUAUAAAGCAAAUUCCUUUCCUAUGUCCAGUAUUGGUGACUAUAGCUAUGUUAAUGAAUCAGAGAAGGCAUCAAUUAUUGCUCCCAGUUCUUCAGGACAUACAUUUUCAGCUAGAGCAUCACCUGUUAUGCUGGCCCUGGAAACAGAUGUCAACACACAAGACACUACUCAAGGCUUGGGGUUCAGACUUCAUUCCUGCCAAGAGAUAUUCCAGGAUUUAAAUCAAUGUGCAGAUGGUAUUAGUUCGAUACCAAAGCAUUCAAGUAGCUAUCCAACCAUGUCACCUUCCUUACUCCGGCUGCCACACCAAGAGCCUCCGGACCUGGCCAGCAAAGCACUUACUCCAUUCAGCAAAAAGAAAUCGAGCCUCCCGAAGGAAAGGGACUGUGAAGAUUUUUGGGAGAUCUUUUCAGAGAACUUAGACUGUACAUCCCAGAAUAGUCUACAUACUAGCAAGACAUACUGUUCAUCUUCUCCUUCCUUCUCCCCAGAGCAGGAGGUUCCUAAAGAGCCUGUUUCAAAGAAGCAGCAGAAUUCAUCAAAGGGUUUCCAUUGCUAUGGUUCAUGUCUUAGCUGUUUAGGUUUAUCCCCCUGAUGCAUGACUAUUCCUGCUGUAACAGUCUUUUUACUUACCGGCUUAUGUUUAAAAAAAAAAAAAGAAAAGAAAAACCUUGACCCAUAUAUACAUGCUAAACAUGUUUUUAAAAUGCACCAUAUUUCAUGUAGAAAAAAAUCUUUGUUCCUUCCAUCAUCUUCCUAUUGCUAUUCCUAGUUGGUACAGGCUUAGUUCUAUACAGAUUCUGGGGUCCUGACUUGUAACCAUAUUAGAAAUCUACUAAAAAGAGUAUUUACCUUCAGUCAGGGAACUCCUUUGACUCCCCUCUGUAAGGGAUUUCCCUAAAACUCAUUUAAUUCUGUAAUUCAUUUACUAAACAGUUAUAGGGUGCAGAACAAAAAUGCUGGUCAGUGAAAGGUAAGACAAAUGUUUGAUCUGGUAUUCUGAAACCAAGCAGGGGAAAUAAGUAGGGAAUAGUUAUGCACACAUAGCUCCUCUGACUUUGAUAGGGAUAUAUAUGUCCAUAUAUAUAUAUAGCCUGCAUGCAUAUGGAUAUAGAGCAUGUUGUCAGACAGUGGUCCUCAAUAGUACUGUUCACAACUUGUAGUUUAAUAAAAAGGAGGACCUGCUCUGAGUGACUGUAGUACCUUUGUGACCUUGGGUACAUUACUUGUCCUCAUCUUUUAAAAAGGGCAUUGAUUUAAAUAACAUCUAGUAUUCCUUCCAGCCCUAAAUCAGUGAUUUUGUGACUUAAUCUGGAUUUUCAUAGUGUGUCAUUUCAUGUGGACACUUUACAACAAGGCUAUUUUUACUUCUCUUCUGAAACUUUGACAGCAAAUUUUUUUGGCCUAUUGGACCAAGGAUCAUUUUAGAGUCUCUGUAGCCUUAAAAAUUCCAUAAUGAGCCAGAUCACUUCCAGUAGCCAGCAUAGGAAAGACACUACAUAGUAUUUGUGAGCCACAGUGUAAUGUUCUGAUUUACAUUUAGCCCAGAAACAUCCAUCUCCUGUAACCUAGACCAGAGGUGUUGAACACACUGCUCCAUGUGGCGUAUAGCACCCCAGAGUCUAAAGAUAAACUGGUAAAUUUAACAAAAUAAAAAUACAAUAUAACAUCAAUAAUUUACAUUUUAAAACUUAAGUCCUUAUGCACCAGCAAGAAUCUUAAUGUACAGAUUAGUGGCCUCUUUUCUGUUUGAGUGCUUAGACAACUUUUCUAGGCCAAAUCUACAGAGAAUAUAUCAAGGUUAUAAACAAAUAUUAGUCACUGAAUUCAGGUCCUUUGUCCCAUUCUAUUCACAACAGGUUGUAGAAAUGGUGCAAUGACAUGAAGUCUACAAGGUUGAAUCGAGAGUCCUACCAAUCCUCAUUUAUGUCCAAAUUGAUGAAAUCAGUGGUACGUAACAUUAUAAUGGUACAAAAUUUCAUGGGAAAUGACCUAUACUUUAGCAAGAAGAACGGUAUCCUAGAUCCUCUCAAGACAAGGGAACAAAAAAUAUCUGGAUGUAACCAAUAGCUUUUCCCCCAAUUCCCAUCAUUAAUUGACAUAUUCCUAUGAAAAUAGAUAUAUCAAUACUUGGGAAUAUGAAAGUAUGUGUUAAUACUUGGACAGCAGCAGGAAGAGAGGUAGGUGUGAUGAGAUAACAGAAAUUUUUAUGUAUUUUUGGAGUGAGCUCCCAAAUGUGGCAACUAAACUAGAAGAGUCCAACUUAGAAAUAAGUUGGUUCACUUUGCUUUCCAGAUCCUGUCUCCUGAUCUUACUGGUAGGAGAGGCGAGAAGUAAACAAAUUAUCCCCUCAACUCUUACCUUAAAUUUUAUAUAUCACCCUACAAUCUUCAGAAAACAAACACAAAAAGUUUUUGGGAUGUGCCUAUCAGAAGCUAAUAAGGUCACUGUUCUGGGAUUCUUUGGGGAUAAGCUUAAAGAUUGAUAGAGAUCAGUGCAGUGCAAAGGGGAUUAAGAUUUAUUCUUGGUCUCAAAGGGCAGAAUUAGGAAUAAUGAAUUUACAAUCCAUAAAGUGCAGACCCUUUUGUUUUAGAAAUAGAAGUAAACUUAUCCAAGGUGAUGUGAGUGAUAAGUAGUAGAUUCUAGCUUUAAACCGAGUUCCUCUAAAUCAAUUGUUUAUACUCUGCCACAUUGCAUUCAGAAUAGCUAUUUCCUUCUGCAUUUUGUCUACUCCACAAGAAUGAGCUACCAGGCAGUACUUCUUUAAUAUGAUCAAAAGCAUAUCUUUGAAAGUAAGACCUAGUUUUUACAACAGAGAAACACUUAAAAGCUUUCCCAGUACAAAUGUGCAAAAUAAGGAUGUUCCCCCUCCCUAGUGAUUUGAUUUGAUUCUAGAAAUGCUAGCUGUAACAGAAAUGCAAGAGAAACAGAAUUGAAGGUAUAAGUAAUAGCAAAAAGGAUACGUAACAGAAGAGAAAAAUCAGAAUUGGUAAAGUAAGACUAUUAACUUUGAGUUAAGUAGCAAAAUACAAAAUAAAUCCACAAAAAUCAUCAGUACCACUCUAUAUGGUACUAAUAAAACCCAAAAAAUUCAAAAUUACAGAAUGCAUAAAAUAGGAGUUAAUUUAUUAACCCAAGACACAAAUAUAGCUAAAAGCACUUUACAGAAGGGAAGAUAAAUAAUUGAAGAGAUAAUCUGCUCGUGGUUGGACUGUGGUAACAUAAUAAAAACGAUACCACCUUAUUCAAUUUAUUGAUUUAGUGGUAUACUAAUGAAAUUACCAAAGAGAAACUAUCGAUUUAGACAAAAUAAUUAAUUUGGAAUAUAAAAGAAAUAGAGAAAAGUAAUAAGGGAACAUAGUAUUAGUUGCAUUUUUGGUCUCUAAACAAUUAUUAAAAACAAUUUAGUACUGGUGAAAAAAACAGAAAAAUCCAUUAAAGGAACAAAUCAGAAAAUCAAGAAAAAGGAGUAAUUGAACAUGGUAUUCCAAUAGUAGAUGCACUUGGGAAUAUAGAUUGCUUAGUGAAGGACUCCUUUUCAAAGGGAACAGCUGAAAGAACUGGAAAGCAGUUUGGCAGAAAUUAGAUUUAGACCAUUACAACAUAGGCUCAAAAUUGAUAUAUAACCUAAAUAUAAAAGAAACUUAACAUAAAAAAAUUAGAAGAGAAUGGAAGGAAGUAUCUUUUACUUUUUAUGACUAUUGGAAAAACUCAGGUUUUUUUUUUUAAUUUUAUUGCUAUCUUAUUUUUCACCUCCAUUUAAAAAUAUGUCUUCUAUCCUUUUCCCUUACUUGGAGAGUUAUUCUCUAUAACAACAAACAGAAGGGGAAAAAAGCAGUUAAAACUAAAUACAAUAUGUCCUAUGUUGCAUGCAAUGUAGCAUAUCUAUAAUUCCUACCUCUGCAGAUGAGGGGAGGGAAUUUUUUUUCAUCUUUUCUUCUGGGCCUAAUUUUGUCUUUAUGGUUGUUUUUUUGUUGUUGUUCUUUCCAUUUAAAUCAUUUGUCAUAUUUUUUAGUUCUGCUUACGUGGCCUCACUUCACAUAAGUCUUCCCGUGCUUCUUUGAAUCUGUAAUAUUUUAAAAUAUAUUUUUAAAAAUUUCUUUCUAUUCUGAACUUAACCAAACACUAAAUAAAAUGCGUAUUUAUGUAUACAUAGUAGAACAGAAAAAGAGGGUUGAACAUGAAAUUGCAGAUCUCUGUUAUUGAAACUUUCUUUUCAAGGAUAUAAGUUUGAAGUUGUAGUUUUCAAAGCUUUCCUGCUUGUCUGUCUGUUUCAGACCUUUUCUCCAUUUAAAAAAUUCUCAACCCUCUAUCCAUUUUUUUUUUUUUGGCUAUUCAUAUUUUCCCUUACCUUCCUCCAAUUUACCUGGAGGGAUACUGGUAGGGGAGGGAAAGGUUUUGUUAUAAAUAAGCAUAGUUUAAGAGAACAAAUCCACAAGUUAAUCUAAGACAUAUGACUUAUCAAUCUUCUGGUAUCAUAGUUGUUUAUAAAUCUGAAUUCUCAAGUCUUCUUUAUAAUGGUUUUUUAAAAUAUUCUCUUUGUUGCACUCUUUCCAUCACAUUACAGAUUUUCCCUGGUUUCUCUGAAUGCAAUAAUAUUCCAUUCCAUUCAUAGAUCAUUUUUUAAUCCAUUCCCCAACAAACCAACAUCCAUUUAGUUCCCAGUAUUUUUGCUACCAUAAAAGAACUGCCAUAAUCAUUUUUUGUAUGUAUAUAUAUAUAUAUAUGUAUAUAUACAUAUAUAUGCAUAUAUAUGUGGUAUGUGUAUGUUUCCUUUUUCUCUUGAUCUAUUUGGAAAACAGGCCUAGUAAUGGUAUAACUGGAUUCAAUGAUGAAUUACUGAGCUUAUUUUCCCAAAGCCCCUCCAACUCGUUUGUUUUUUUUCCCCCAUCAAUUUUGCCAAUAAGAUAGGUGAGAUAAAACCUUAGAGGAGUUUUUAUUUGCAGUUACCUAAUUUUGGUGAACAUAAUUUUUAUGGCAUAAUAAUCCAUUGCAAUCAAGUACCACCAUUUGUUUAGUCAUCUCCCAAAUGGCAGGCGUCUACAUCAUUUCCAGUUCUUUGCUAAUAUUUUGAUUAAUAUUAAUUUUAUUUUCGUCUUUGACCUUAUAAUUUUAGCAGUAAGAUCCUUGAGUCAAAAGAUAUGGACAUGUUAGUAAUUUUCUUGGCAAAAUUCCAAACUGCUUUCCAGAAUAAUUUAACCAAUUCACGGUUCCAUGAAAAUUAUAACAAUAUGCCUCUCUUCAGUCACUCCACCAUUACCUAUUACCAUUUUUGUCAGUUUCCUGGAUAUGAAAUGACAUUUCAGAGUCAUUCUGAUUUGCAUUUGUGUUAUUAGUGAUUUGGGACAAUCACUAGUGUCUUUAACUGUUUGUAAUUCUUUUAAAAACAGUUCAUAUAUCCUUUUUAUCACAUUAGCUGGGGAAUAGUUUUUGACCUUAUAUAAUUAGUUAUUUAUAUGUUAUGGUUACCAGAUAAUUAUCAGAAAUAUUUGAUUUAAUUUUUUUUCCUUAUCAACAGCUUUCUUAUCACAGUUGCAUUAUUUUUGCUAAUAGAAAAGCUUUCAAUUCCAUGUAAUAGAAAUUAUAUUUUAUCUUUUGUAAUCACAUCUAUUUUUGGUUAAGAAUACAGGAGAAGAGUUUUUAUUAAACAAGGAAUAGAAGAAAGUAUGAAAAACAAAACACACCAUU